GCGCCCCAAACUUUCCAAAGAACAAACAUGCACUUGGAUAAAUUGCAUACGCGACGCGGCGCUUACUAGCAGAGGGGGCUCCCCAUCAAUUCCUGGAUAUAAAUUUUAUCGUCGUAACACGACGGGGCGAAAAUAGGGCUUCUAUGCCCUUAUGGCUAUUUGCACGUAAAACCCUUCGGCGGAAUACGAUGUGAUAUUUGUGUCGUGUACAAGCGGAAGAGUAAAAAAAGAGAGAAACAACGACGUUCGACGGGUAUCCGACAUCCACAGGUGGCCCUUUAAAAAGUUUCGAAAGUGCGGUAAAACUUUCUGUUGUGGGAGUCGAGCGGAACGUAAUGGGGCCACUUUGGCGUUACGUGUUGAUUUGAGUGAGAAAAUUGAGGCUGAUUGUAGUGGUAUGAUCAGAUGUAAACAAGGUGAGGCUCCGUGGAUACCUAUGGUGAAUAUGGAGGAAAACGAGAGAAGUUGGUAUCGCAGGCGCUGGGUUUUGAUGGUGGUUUUAUUGAUGGUUCAAGGAGUUUCUGCAGACAACCUGCUCCAAGCCCCCAGGUUCACCACGUUCACGAGCAGCAGCAUAAUCAGAUUGGGAACAACGAAAAUCGUGCAAUGCCAGGCGUUCGGUAAUCCAGCCCCACAAUUCCGAUGGCUAAAGGACGGCGAACCGAUCACAGAAUUUUCCACCGACCCCUUUUACAAAAUAAUAUCGGCCAAACUAGAGGACGGAGGCAGUUAUCGCUGUAUCGCCUCAAACAAGAUCGGAUCGAUUUUAAGCGAAGAGAACAAGAUCAUCGUUGCAUAUAUGGACGUAUUUAAAGAUCAAACUGAGAGCACUAUGACAGUGAUCGCGGGCAGUGCAGCCAUCUUAAACCUUCCGGAAAUCGAUUCAGUACCUGCCCCAGAUGUAACCUGGCAAACUGACGAAGGGGUACUGCCCUAUGCUCAGAAAUAUGCCAAAUCUAAGACGAAUCAGCUGAUCAUUUUGGCUACGGACCCGUCGGAUCAGAAACCUUACAGGGCUCGUGCAAUAAACACCCAAGAAGGUAAAGAAGAAAACAGCGCUUUUAUCCGUCUAGUAGUAGAAGAGGCCGCGGAAAACAAAGAGAUCGCUCCAGAAAUCAUAAUUCCUCCUGAAGACUUGCAAAUCAUUAAGGGAGCCUCGGAGGCCACCCUGGAUUGCAUUGCUAAUGCCAGUCCUCUACACGAGCUGGAAACCCUUUGGUACAAGGAUGGGAUUCCGAUCGAGAGCGCCGGCAUAUCGUAUUCCGCCAACGAUAUCUGGAACAGGAGCCUGGCACUAUCCUUCAUUAAUUCCACACACACCGGAUUGUAUGAGUGCAAUGUACAACUAAAAAGCGGCGGGUAUCCUACUGUUAAAGCGGCUGCUCAGGUUGUGGUGCUAGAAAAACCGAGAUUCUUAAGCAACGCGAAGCCAGAAACUUUGGGAGACUACGGGUCCGCGUUGAGCUUACCGUGUGACGUCAUUGGAAUACCGAAGCCUAACGUUACUUGGUAUAGGAAUUCGCAAGAGUUAGAUCUCAGUGAUAAGAGAUAUGUGAUAGAAGAAGACAACUCGUUGAUGAUCAAGAAGUUGCUGAUAACGGACAACGCGAUGUACCAGUGCUUCGCGAGAAAUAAAGCCGGCGAAAGUUCCUUAUCCACUUGGAUACGGGUGAAGACCGCGCAGCCCGUUAUGGAAUUCGGACCGAGGAAUUUGACCGUUUUGGACGGAAAAGAUGCCACUUUGACUUGUAGGGCCGCCGGAGCCCCCGUACCUAACGUCACUUGGAUUCUUAACGGUGAAGAAAAAAUAGCGACAACCAGCAGAGUCCAAAUCCUAGAAACCGGAGAUUUACUUAUAGCCGCUGUGCGAGAAAAGGACGCGGGACACUACACUUGCAUUAGAGCGAACGAAGCUGGGGAAGUGAGAGGGUCAGCGCAUCUCUCAGUACUUGUUCGGACCCAAAUAGUCCAGCCACCAGUGGACACCAGGGUGCUCUUAGGACACACCGCCACCAUGCAGUGUAAAAUCUCUUCAGACCCUAUGGUGCCUUACCAAAUAGACUGGUUCAGGGACAAACAGAUGAUAAAUCCAAGGGGCAGCCAAAGAAUCAACAUACUACAGGACGGCACUUUGGAGAUUCAAGCCGUAAGGGCGUCCGACGUGGGGCAUUACACCUGUGCGGUAAAAUCCCCCGGGGGUAACGAGACGAGAUCCGCCAAGCUGAGUGUUAUCGAGCUCCCAUUUGCCCCUACAAACGUUAAGGCUGAACGGACCGAAAUCGAGGGACAAAGGGCGGUCAACGUGAGUUGGACGCCCGGUUUUGACGGGAAUAGCCCGAUCCAGCAAUAUAUUAUUCAAAAAAGAGAAGUGCCCGAGUUCGUGCCACCGAUUUCAGGUCCAAUCCCCGAUCCACUUCUAAACUGGAUCACCGAGCUGAGCAACGUGUCCGGGGAUCAACGUUGGACGUUGCUUACCAAUUUGAAGGCGGCGGCUGCUUACCAGUUUAGGGUGAGCGCGGUGAACAGCGUGGGCGAGGGAAGUCCCUCGGAGCCCAGCAAUCAGGUCAUGCUGCCGCAAGAAGCGCCCUCUGGACCUCCGGUGGGUUUCGUCGGAUCCGCCAGGAGUUCUUCGGAAAUCAUCACACAAUGGCAACCUCCUCUGGAAGAACACAGGAACGGACUCAUCCUGGGUUAUAUCAUUCGUUAUAAGUUGCAUGGGUACCACGAUAGUCCUUGGACCUACAGGAAUAUUACAAAUGAGGCUCAAAGGAACUACCUAAUAACGGACCUAAUAACAUGGAAAGACUACAUAGUCCAAAUAGCCGCAUACAACAACAAAGGAGUGGGGGUGUACACAGACGGGGCCAAAAUAAAGACAAAAGAGGGCGUACCCGAGGCACCACCUAUAAUCCAAAAAGUGGAACCGUUGAACUCUACUGCCGUGCAAAUCUGGUGGAUACCACCUGAUCCUCAGAAGAUAAAUGGGAUUAAUCAAGGUUAUAAAAUACAAGCGUGGAAGUGGCAUCCAUCGCGUGGAAACGUCGAGGCGAGCAUGAUGACUGUCCAUCCGAACCUUUUGGAUCCAUAUGCGGAACAGACGGCCACGAUGACACACCUGGAAAAGUUCACCGAGUACAAUAUUACAGUCCUCUGUUUUACAGAUCCGGGAGAUGGCGAAAUGAGCGAUUUCGUUUAUGUCAAAACUAAGGAGGAUGUACCCGAUGAGGUGUCCAACCUGCAAUUCGACGACAUAAGCGACAGAGCCGUGAAGGUCCUGUGGCAACCCCCGAAAAAAACCAACGGCAUCCUGAUCGGCUACCAAAUCCAGUACCAAAUAAAAGACAUGCCGGACACCAUAAAAGUGCGAAACCUAUCGGCGGACACCCUAAGCGAAAUGAUCACGGAACUGCAAGCGACCACCCAUUACAAGUUCGAGGUGACCGCGUGGACUGCGGUAGGUCCGGGCCCCCCUAAAGUGGCGAUAAUCCAAUCCGGAGUGGAACCGGUACUACCCAGUCCACCGUCCAAGCUGGCCCUGUCCAACAUCGAAGCGUUUUCGGUGGUACUUCAGUUCACGCCGGGUUUCGAUGGGAAUUCCUCGAUCACCAAAUGGACGGUUCAGGCGCAAACCGCUCGGAACGCCACCUGGUUCACCGUGUCGGAAAUAGUUGAUCCCGAUGCCACUACGAUUACCGUAACCGGUUUGGUGCCUUUUACCAUGUACAAGUUGCGUCUGAUCGCGAAUAACGUGGUGGGGUCCAGUCAGCCCUCGGAGGCGACCAAGGAGUUCCAGACGAUCCAGGCGCCUCCCGCGCAUCCCCCUAAGAAUGUUACCGUUAGGGCGAUGAGCGCUACUGAGUUAAGGGUCAGAUGGAUUCCACUACAACAGAUCGAAUGGUUCGGUAACCCGAGGGGCUACAAUAUAAGUUACACCGAAGUGAGGACGGGUUACACCUUUAGCGCCAUGAUUGAAGAUCACACGGCUAAUUCACACGUGAUAAUCGGCCUAGAGGAGUUCGCGUUGUAUGGGAUUAGGAUGCAGGCUUGUAAUGAUGUGGGCUGCUCUAGUACCGGACCGAAAGCGUUAGAACGAACUAGAGAAUCAGUACCAUCCUUCGGUCCACUAAACGUGAUGGCGAACGCCACCUCCUCGACAACGAUAGUGGUAAAAUGGGGCGACGUACCAAAGGAGCACCAAAACGGACUCAUAGAAGGCUUUAAAGUUUACUACGCCACAGACUCCAAAGUAUCCCAAUAUAAAGUGAUCGCGAACAAUGCCACUUUUACCACAACCCUUACCGAAUUACGGAAGUUUGUUGUGUAUCAUAUACAGGUUCUAGCAUAUACAAGAUUAGGAGACGGCCAGCCAAGUACCCCGGCAGUCAGCGUAAGAACUUUCGAUGACGUUCCAGGAGCACCAUCAAACGUCUCUUUUCCGGAUGUAUCGUUCACGUCAGCCAGGAUCAUUUGGGAUGUUCCGGAGGAACCAAACGGGGAAAUAUUAGCUUACAAGGUCACUUACCACAUUAACAAUGUGAACACGAACAAUAAGUAUUCGAAGGAGUUUCCUCCGUCUGAUAGGACUUUUAGGUUCACUCAACUGGAAGCAGAGAAAUAUUACAUGUUUUCCAUUACGGCCCAGACUAGACUCGGAUGGGGUAAAACCGCUCACGCGUUAGUUUUCACCACGAAUAAUCGGGAAAUUCCUCAACCGCCAUCCGUGCCUCAAAUUAGCAGAUCGCAGAUACAAAGUAGGGCGAUUACUUUUAGUUGGACCCCCGGUAGGGACGGGUUUGCACCAUUAAGGUACUACACCGUCCAAAAAGCGGAAAGCAACGGGCCGUGGCAAUCAUUACCAGAAAGGGUAGACCCCCAACUUACCUCUUACACCGUAACAGACCUUAAACCCUUCACGACUUACCGCUUCCGGAUACAAGCGACCAACGAUAUCGGGCCGAGUAGGUUCAGCCCCGAGUCGGUCGAAGUAAGAACUUACCCUGCAGCUCCUAGCAAGGCAGUACAAGGUUUAAAAGCGGUCCCAAUAACUACGACUAGCGUGGAAGUCUUCUGGAUACCGAUUGAGGAGCAAUCCUGGAGUGGCGACAGUAAAACCGGCGGGUACAGGGUCGUUUUUCAGCCCACUGACUUUAUUAGUGCCUUACAGGACACCCCCAAGGAAGAAGUUAUGGGCAUUAACGCAAGUAAAAUGGUGCUUAGCGAGCUGCUGCAGGACCGUAAUUACGAGAUCAAAGUGCUCCCAUUUAACACCCAAGGGGACGGCCCUGUAAGUCCUCCCGUAACCGUGUAUGUAGGCGAGGCGGUUCCUACGGGAGAGCCCAGGGGGUUACAAGGAGAACCAGUUUCCUCCACCGAGGUCCGAUUGAGGUGGAAACCGCCCCAGCACCACACGCAUAAUGGGGAACUUUUAGGCUAUAAAAUUUUCUAUACGGUAAUAAACUCACCGCAAGAACUAGAACCUGGAAAAAAAUGGGAAGAAGAAAUCGAAGUGGUAGCGGCAUCCACGACCGCCCACAGUCUCGUGUUCCUCGACAAAUACACCGAAUACAAAAUUCAGAUUUUGGCUUUUAAUCCCGCCGGGGAUGGUCCGAGGUCGCAACCGAUCAAAGUGAAAACGCUCCAGGGCCUUCCGAGUGCCCCGGUGAAUCUACGGUUCACGGAAAUCACGAUGAACAGUUUGAUGGUGUUGUGGGAUUCCCCUAAGAAGCCUAACGGGGAUAUUGUCGGUUAUAUUGUCACGUAUGAGACUACGGAGGAGAACGAACGUUUUAGCAAACAAGUAAAACAAAAAGUCUCAACGAACUACCUACAAGUGCAAAGUCUCGAGGAAGAAAUCACGUAUACUUUCACCGUGAGGGCGCAGACCAUAGAUUUGGGUCCUCCAGUCUCUAACAACGUGACCACCGGGCCCCAGGAGGGGUCUCCCGGUAGCCCCAAAGAGCUGACCGUCAUAAGACAGCUGUCGAGCGUCGAUCUGCACUGGUUGAACGGCCCUACUGGCAAGGGACCCAUUAUCGGGUACUAUUUUGAAUGUCAACGAAAAGACGACACUCGAUGGCAAACGGUGACAAAAACGAACAACGGACCUCUGCAAGACUUCACCAUCUCUUACCAGAGCCUCUUACCGUCUACAGCCUACAUCUUCAGGGUGAUCCCUUACAACAAAUUCGGGAUAAGUUGCCCCGCUUCGUCCAGCAAUUACAUCCUCACGCCCUCCAAACUGUAUAUGGAGUACGGAUAUUUGCAAAACAGUCCGUUUUAUAGGCAAACGUGGUUCAUGGUCGCCUUGGCUGCCACUUCGAUCAUCAUUAUCAUCACGAUCAUUGCCAUUUUGUGUGUGAAGAGCAAAAGUUACAAAUACAAACAAGAAGCCCAAAAAACUUUAGAAGAAUCAAUGGCAAUGUCCAUGGGGGAUCAUCAAGAGUUAGCAUUGGAUUACUAUCGGUCCAAGAGCGUCAACGGAACGAUAAGUGCUAUGGGAACGUUGAGUAGGCGCAACGGCCAAAGGAAACAAGGACACAGUCAACCACCACCAAUCUUAAGUAAAUCACCUCCAAGACCUUCUCCCGCUUCAGUACCAUACAACUCGGACGAGGAGAGCUUAAAAGGCUACGAUGAAAAUCCGGAUGAUAGCAGUGUCACUGAGAAACCCUCCGAGAUGAGUUCCUCCGAACAGUCUCCACAGGUGAAGGUAAAAAUUGGUUCCGAAAGUGAAAACGAAAGCGUCCGCUCCGAUCCGCACUCGUUCGUCAAUCAUUACGCCAACGUAAACGACACCCUGAGGCAGUCGUGGAAAAAACAGAAACCGGUUAAGAACUACAGCAGCUACACGGACUCCGAACCGGACGGUAGCGCCGUGGUGAGCCUCAACGGGGGUCAAAUCAUAUUAAAUAAUAUGGCGAGGUCCAGGGCGCCCCUGCCGGGAUUCUCCUCAUUUGUAUAAAAAAAUAUCUUUUUGUUUUUUUUUUGUCAAAUUUAAAGUUUCUCCUUAAAUUCUUUACUUAUUAUAGACCUAUCUGUGAAUGCGUAGCUACUUAAGACAUAAUUCGAUGUAUAUAAUAGUGUUUCUUACUUUGUAUUGUAUAUUUUCUUUCACUUUUUUCGGACCAAGUUGUAGUUCUAGGAUCUUUUUUGUUUGAUCUCAAGAUAUUUUGAGUCGUUCGCACCAGUGUCCAUGACUUAUAUUUUAGUUUGGACAAUAGGUUAUUUAUUAGUUGUGUAAGCCAUAAUUACAGCCAUAAUCACGUUUGCUAGCUUUUUUUUAUUUAUUUCUAAAAAUUGUACUUUUUUUAGGUACUUUUGAGUACAUAUUAUACUGCCUUAAGUUAGAUUGUACAUAGUUAUUUAUUGGUGUAUCUAAACGAGAUAACCUACUGUCCAUGCAAGCUUUCUUUUUAAAUAAAUAUACAAAAUAAAAGACUUGACUUUAAAUUAAAUAUAAAUGUUAGGGUUUUGUAAAUACUAUACGAUAUUUUUUACUAUUCUGGUUUCUAUACUAUAUUCAUGUUUUUACCUUUAACUAAGGUAGCGAAAAUUUAGAGUUUAUAUUUAAUUAUUAUUAUAAUAUAGGGGAUGUUAUGGUGUCACUGUCAAUUAUCUCAUCUAUGUAUUUCAGCUUGAAUAGAUUUAUAUAAAUUGCCAAUGGUAUUGGCAAAUAGGAAAAUUGUCACAUAGUAUAUUUAAUAUCGUUUCAUCUCUAGGUAAAUUGUUUUCAUCGAAUAUUUAUUUACUUAUGACCCUGUUGUUUACAGGCAUACGAUAGUCCGUCUACGAAUGUUUUUAGGAAAUAAUUUACUGUAUAUAUAUACAGGGUGUACAAAAUUACUAAUAGAGUUCAAGUUAAAUCUCUUCCAUUUUGCACACCCUAUAUAUAUGAAAUAUUUCAAUAGAUUUUAUAUAUAUUUAUACUUUUCUGAAUGUUCAUGUGAGCUUAUUUGUUUUUAAAUAAUUAUUGUAUACACAAGGGAAUAUUGUGCAAAAUGUUUUUUUUAGGAGAAAAAUGCAAUUUAUAGCCUUUUUUCGCUAAAUAGUUAAAAAAAUGCGGUUAUUGUAUCAUCACACUUGAUCAUUACCAUCGUUCUGGUUUGCUCAAUCACAGAAAUGUCAUCAAAAUUAUCCCGAUAGUUAUAGUUUUUUUAAUAUCUUUAUUUAAACGUUUAUUACUCUAGCAAGCUGUUUGUAAUAUAAAACUGUGAUUCUCGA
Molecule: messenger RNA, 8220 nt
Organism: Anthonomus grandis grandis
Lineage: Eukaryota; Metazoa; Arthropoda; Insecta; Coleoptera; Curculionidae
Gene: sdk
Product: protein sidekick
Exons: 32
Coding region: 398-6961 (2187 amino acids)
Biological process (GO): cell-cell adhesion
Molecular function (GO): protein binding
Source: RefSeq, a predicted model, not a curated record